Molecule: messenger RNA, 1375 nt
Organism: Notothenia coriiceps (black rockcod)
Lineage: Eukaryota; Metazoa; Chordata; Actinopteri; Perciformes; Nototheniidae
Exons: 3
Coding region: 304-912 (202 amino acids)
Source: RefSeq, a predicted model, not a curated record
AGCCGGGGCCUGCCUUUGCUAUUGUGUCUGCUGCUGUAUGUUGUUGUUUGGAUCUAGAGCCCACAGCUGAUGGAUAUUGAGUAAAUGAGUUUGAAUACUCCAAGUCAGGAGGGAUUCACAGCAUUGGACUCAUUUCUUGCCUUAGUAACAUCUGUGAAAAGAACGAGGCACCAAAAUAACCUGACCAGAAAAGAACCAGAGAGAGGGUCAGGAAGUGAGUUCAGAGCUUAUCAAGAGUCUGUCAGCUGCUGCCGUCUCAAACCAUCUCUCAACAAGACCUUCACAUAAGACUACUCCAACACAAUGGAAGGCACCAAAACCUCUCUCUGGCUGUUUCUACUGCUCAGCCAGCUGCUGCUCUGCCCUACCGAUGCAAACCAAGACCUUUCAACCACGCAGCCAAAUCUGCACGCAACAGAAAGCCAAGAAAGCAGCUUGACCACUUCUGUGGAGCCGAGCCUCGCUACCAAUGGCCACACAAACCCACCUGAAAUCGACAUGAAUGGCACCCGUGCCGACUGCCUGAUCGACACAGAGAUGGGUCUGAUUGCUAUAGGUUCAGCAGGGGGGCUGAUUGUCUGCCUGCUAGUGGCUGUUGUGGUAUUGGCAUGCCAGGUCUACAUCCUUCAGCGCCGACAUUAUGCCCCAAGACACUCCGGUGGUGCGGGCUACUGGGAUGUUGUCCAGUCGGAGGAUGGAGGACUUGUUGGGCCAUGUGAUUCCAGUAUCAUGCUCGAGGAGAUAAAAGAAGAGGGCAAGAUGGAGGAAGAGAGGCAGGCAAGCGAAGAGGCUGGGGCAGAACAAGUGGCUUUACUUCCUCAAGAGAAUACCAGUCAGAUGCAGAGCACCAGCUCCAGGUACUCCAGUCUGGAGGUUCCAAGGGAUUUAGAGAACAUGCCCCUUGUUGUGUGAGGAGGUAAACCCAUGUUGGUAAUCCCCAGGCCCACACUUCAUUUAGACAAGCAGCAACCAGUCAGUUCAGCUCCGUUUAUUUCUCCAGUUUAUUUCCCUCACUUAACUUUACUUAAACCUCAGUAAAAUGCAAGGCUUAUAGAAUACCAGGUUUAUAGUACCCUUACUGGAAACGUUUUACUUUUAAAUUACCAUCAGGAAGAUUACAAUUCUGACAAUACAUUCAAUAUCAGUGUUGGGUAAUUAGAAGUUUUACUCUAAAGUUUUAAAGACAUUUGGUCAGUACGAAGUGAUAGUAAUGUGUAUACAUAUGACGCUUCCAUGGGAAUCUUUUCAAAAUGUCUAUACCAUUUUUAAUUUUUAAGUCAAGUCAAUUACCGUAAUUCUCGGACUAUAAGGCGCACCUGAAUAUAAGCCGCAGCAGCGGCAUACCACUCUCGGUUCCACUUUUACUUUUGCGCGC